CCUUCCCUCUCUAUUCCCAAAUCCCAAGCUCAAUUGUCCGACCAUUUCAGCUUCAUCGUCGACAUUUUGACUCGCUCUCUCAAGCUCAAAAAAUGGAGCAACAAAUCACAAGGCGCACCCAAGUCCUCACCAACCACCUCCUCCUCCACGGUGAACCCACCUCACUCUCAGUUGCACCACCUCUUUCCUCCAACUCUUGCCUCAACUACUCUCCUCCUGACCUUAACGAGCCAUUCUCUUUUAACCCCACCGACAUGCGUGUAUACCUCGACUCUCACAAUAUCCCUGAUCGUGAUUGGCUCUUUGGCCUUAUGAUCCAGAGUCGGCUUUUCAAUCCCAAACAACGUGGACACAAAGUGUUUGUCUCUCCUGACUAUAACCAGCCCAUGGAGCAGCAGCGAGAGACGACCAUGAAGCGGAUUUGGUAUUUGUUGGAAAAGGGUGUCUUUCAAGGUUGGCUUACGGAAAGAAAUCCAGAUGCUGAGUUGAGGAAGUUCGCGCUUUUGGAGGUUGUUGGAAUUUUCGAUCACUCCCUCGCCAUUAAGCUUGGAGUUCAUUUCUUUUUGUGGGGUAGUGCCAUCCAAUUUUUUGGCACAAAACGACAUCAUGACAAGUGGCUGAGGGACACUGAAAAUUAUGUGGUCAAGGGUUGCUUUGCAAUGACUGAGUUAGGCCAUGGGAGUAAUGUUCGAGGGAUUGAAACAGUCACCACUUAUGAUUCUAACACUGGAGAAUUUGUCAUUAACACUCCCUGUGAAUCUGCCCAGAAGUAUUGGAUUGGAGGAGCAGCUAAUCAUGCGACACACACUAUAGUCUUUUCCCAGCUCAACAUAAAUGGGGAAAAUCAAGGAGUCCAUGCAUUAAUUGCCCAAAUCAGGGAUGCAGAUGGCAACGUCUGUCCAAACAUCCGAAUAGCUGAUUGUGGUCAUAAAAUUGGUUUAAAUGGUGUUGACAAUGGUCAAAUCUGGUUUGACAAUGUGCGAAUCCCCAGAGAGAACUUAUUGAAUUCAGUAGCUGAUGUUUCACCAGAUGGGCAAUAUCUAAGUGCAAUAAAAGACCCGGAUCAGAGAUUUGCAGCAUUCUUGGCCCCUUUGACAUCUGGCCGUAUAACUAUUUCAGCCAGUGCAAUUUACGCGUCAAAGAUUGGCUUAGCGAUUGCCAUAAGGUACUCACUGACAAGGCGGGCCUUUUCUGUCACACCAAAUGGGCCUGAAGUCCUUUUGCUUGAUUACCCGAGCCAUCAACGGCGACUGUUGCCUCUGCUUGCAAAGACAUACGCUAUGAGUUUUGCUGGAAAUUAUUUGAAACAGAUAUAUGUGAAGAGAACACCUGAGUCAAACAAAAUCAUACAUGUUCUUUCAAGUGCAUUCAAGGCUACUUUCACGUGGCAUAAUAUGAGAAACCUUCAGGAAUGUCGUGAAGCUUGUGGAGGACAAGGUCUGAAGACUGAAAAUCUUGUUGGUCAUCUGAAAGGUGAAUAUGAUGUGCAGUCCACUUUUGAGGGGGACAACAAUGUUCUGAUGCAGCAGGUCAGCAAGGCACUGCUUGCAGUAUAUAUAGCAGCUAAGAAGAAUAACAAACCAUUUAAAGGAUUUGGGUUAGAACACAUGAAUAAUCCUUGCCCUGUCAUCCCAUCUCAACUUACAAGCUCUACCCUUCGGUGCAGCAAAUUCCAAACUGAUGCAUUUUUCUUAAGAGAGCGGGAUCUACUGAAUCGUUUUGCUGCUGAAGUAUCUCAGUUUCAAGCACAGGGAGAAAGCAAAGAGUAUGCCUUCAUUUUGAGUUAUCAGCUUGCAGAAGACUUGGGCAGAGCUUAUUCAGAACGAGAGCUACUGCAAACCUUUAUACAGACUGAGGCAACUGUACCUGCAGGUUCAUUGAAGGAUGUAUUAGCUCUCUUGAGAUCCAUGUAUGCCUUGAUUUGCUUGGAAGAAGAUGCUGCUUUCCUCCGAUAUGGGUACUUGUCGAUGGACAACGCUGCUGCAGUGAGGAAAGAAGUGACAAAACUUUGCAGUGAACUACGGCCACAUGCACUUGCCUUGGUCACUUCCUUCGGCAUUCCUGAUGCUUUUCUGAGCCCUAUAGCUUUUAACUGGAUCGAUGCAAAUGCUUGGGCUUCAGUUUAGCAGUAGCUAGUCCUAGGCCUAGGCUAGGAGCCACAAUUCUCUCUCAUUUUUAGUUGAGACAAAACCGGUACUGCUUUUGGCUAUCUGCUAUGUCAAUAAGACAGCCUAAAAACAUUUAUUUCGUAAAAAAUAAAUAAUGUAAUAACGGACGAGCUUCUGUAUAACUAUUUAUUAAUAAAUUGUUUGGUCAUUCUAUACAAAGGCUAAAUGAGUUUGUCUAA
Messenger RNA from Quercus robur (English oak), 2347 nucleotides. RefSeq names its product acyl-coenzyme A oxidase 3, peroxisomal-like. Gene Ontology annotation, molecular function: FAD binding; acyl-CoA oxidase activity; fatty acid binding. Gene Ontology annotation, cellular component: peroxisome. Gene Ontology annotation, biological process: lipid homeostasis; fatty acid beta-oxidation using acyl-CoA oxidase. The transcript is spliced from 13 exons. Lineage: Eukaryota; Viridiplantae; Streptophyta; Magnoliopsida; Fagales; Fagaceae. Bases 93 to 2126 code for a protein of 677 amino acids. The record is from RefSeq and is a predicted model, not a curated record.